AUGGCCGACAACGACGCCCAGCACGAGCAGCACACCUUCGAGUCCACCGAUGCCGGUGCCUCCACCACCUACCCCAUGCAGUGUUCUGCCCUGAGAAAGAACGGCCACGUCGUCAUCAAGGGCCGUCCCUGCAAGAUCGUCGACAUGUCGACCUCCAAGACCGGCAAGCACGGUCACGCCAAGGUCCACUUGGUCGCCAUUGACAUCUUCACCGGCAAGAAGCUCGAGGAUCUGUCUCCCUCCACCCACAACAUGGACGUCCCCAACGUCUCCCGUCGCGAGUACCAGCUCCUCGACAUCACUGACGACGGUUUCCUCUCCCUCAUGCUCGACGACGGCUCCACCAAGGACGACGUCAAGGUCCCCGACAACGAGGUUGGUGAGCGCAUCAACAAGCUCUUCAACGACGAGCAGAAGGACACCAACGUCAUCAUCCUUACUGCCAUGGGUGAGGAGUGCGCCAUUGAGGCCAAGGAGGCUCCCAAGUCCGGUUAA
Messenger RNA from Aureobasidium vineae, 495 nucleotides. NCBI's taxonomy places the organism in Eukaryota, Fungi, Ascomycota, Dothideomycetes, Dothideales, Saccotheciaceae. The record is from the annotation of a GenBank genome assembly.